UGUUGGUGGAAUGAGCGUUGCAUGUGUCUUGAAGAGAAAAGCAGUGCUUUGGCAGGACUCUUUCAGCCCCCACCUGAAACAUCACCCUCAAGAACCAGCUAAUCCCAACAUGCCUGUUGUUUUGACAUCUGGAACAGGGUCGCAAGCGCAGCCGCAACCAGCUGCAAAUCAGGCUCUUGCAGCUGGGACUCACUCCAGCCCUGUCCCAGGAUCCAUAGGAGUUGCAGGCCGUUCCCAGGACGACGCUAUGGUGGACUACUUCUUUCAGAGGCAGCAUGGUGAGCAGCUUGGGGGAGGAGGAAGUGGAGGAGGCGGCUAUAAUAAUAGCAAACAUCGAUGGCCUACUGGGGAUAACAUUCAUGCAGAACAUCAGGUGCGUUCCAUGGAUGAACUGAAUCAUGAUUUUCAAGCACUUGCUCUGGAGGGAAGAGCGAUGGGAGAGCAGCUCUUGCCAGGUAAAAAGUUUUGGGAAACAGAUGAAUCCAGCAAAGAUGGACCAAAAGGAAUAUUCCUGGGUGAUCAAUGGCGAGACAGUGCCUGGGGAACAUCAGAUCAUUCAGUUUCCCAGCCAAUCAUGGUGCAGAGAAGACCUGGUCAGAGUUUCCAUGUGAACAGUGAGGUCAAUUCUGUACUGUCCCCACGAUCGGAGAGUGGGGGACUAGGCGUUAGCAUGGUGGAGUAUGUGUUGAGCUCAUCCCCGGGCGAUUCCUGUCUAAGAAAAGGAGGAUUUGGCCCAAGGGAUGCAGACAGUGAUGAAAACGACAAAGGUGAAAAGAAGAACAAGGGUACGUUUGAUGGAGAUAAGCUAGGAGAUUUGAAGGAGGAGGGUGAUGUGAUGGACAAGACCAAUGGUUUACCAGUGCAGAAUGGGAUUGAUGCAGACGUCAAAGAUUUUAGCCGUACCCCUGGUAAUUGCCCGAACUCUGCUAAUGAAGUGGAUCUUCUGGGUCCAAACCAGAAUGGUUCUGAGGGCUUAGCCCAGCUGACCAGCACCAAUGGUGCCAAGCCUGUGGAGGAUUUCUCCAACAUGGAGUCCCAGAGUGUCCCCUUGGACCCCAUGGAACAUGUGGGCAUGGAGCCUCUUCAGUUUGAUUAUUCAGGCACGCAGGUACCUGUGGACUCAGCAGCAGCAACUGUGGGACUUUUUGACUACAAUUCUCAACAACAGCUGUUCCAAAGACCUAAUGCGCUUGCUGUCCAGCAGUUGACAGCUGCUCAGCAGCAGCAGUACGCACUGGCAGCUGCUCAUCAGCCGCACAUUGGUAUGUUUUCAGCAGGUUUAGCUCCCGCUGCGUUUGUCCCCAAUCCAUACAUCAUCAGCGCUGCUCCCCCAGGGACGGACCCCUACACAGCUGGAUUGGCUGCAGCAGCGACACUAGGCCCAGCUGUGGUCCCUCACCAGUAUUAUGGAGUUACUCCCUGGGGAGUCUACCCUGCCAGUCUUUUCCAGCAGCAAGCUGCUGCUGCCGCUGCAGCAACUAAUUCAGCUAAUCAACAGACCACCCCACAGGCUCAGCAAGGACAGCAGCAGGUUCUCCGUGGAGGAGCCAGCCAACGUCCUUUGACCCCAAACCAGAACCAGCAGGGACAGCAAACAGAUCCCCUUGUGGCAGCUGCAGCAGUAAAUUCUGCCCUUGCAUUUGGACAAGGUCUGGCUGCAGGCAUGCCAGGUUAUCCAGUGUUGGCUCCUGCUGCUUACUAUGACCAAACUGGUGCCCUUGUAGUGAAUGCGGGCGCGAGAAAUGGUCUUGGAGCUCCCGUUCGACUUGUAGCUCCUGCCCCAGUCAUCAUUAGUUCCUCAGCUGCACAAGCAGCUGUUGCAGCAGCCGCAGCUUCAGCAAAUGGAGCAGCUGGUGGUCUUGCUGGAACAACAAAUGGACCAUUUCGCCCCUUAGGAACACAGCAACCUCAGCCCCAGCCCCAGCAGCAGCCCAGUAACAACCUGGCAUCCAGUUCUUUCUACGGCAACAACUCUCUGAAUAGCAGUUCACAGAGCAGCUCCCUCUUCUCCCAGGGCUCUGCCCAGCCUGCCAACACGUCCUUGGGAUUCGGAAGUAGCAGUUCUCUCGGCGCCACCCUGGGAUCUGCCCUUGGAGGGUUUGGAACAGCAGUUGCAAACUCCAACACUGGCAGUGGCUCCCGCCGUGACUCCCUGACUGGCAGCAGUGACCUUUAUAAGAGGACAUCGAGCAGCUUGACCCCCAUUGGACACAGUUUUUAUAACGGCCUUAGCUUUUCCUCCUCUCCUGGACCCGUGGGCAUGCCUCUCCCUAGUCAGGGACCAGGACAUUCACAGACACCACCUCCUUCCCUCUCUUCACAUGGAUCCUCUUCAAGCUUAAACCUGGGAGGACUCACAAACGGCAGUGGAAGAUACAUCUCUGCUGCUCCAGGUGCUGAAGCCAAGUACCGCAGUGCAAGCAGCGCCUCCAGCCUCUUCAGCCCGAGCAGCACUCUUUUCUCUUCCUCUCGUUUGCGAUAUGGAAUGUCUGAUGUCAUGCCUUCUGGCAGGAGCAGACUUUUGGAAGAUUUUCGAAACAACCGGUACCCCAAUUUACAACUGCGGGAGAUUGCUGGGCAUAUAAUGGAAUUUUCCCAAGACCAGCACGGGUCCAGAUUCAUUCAGCUGAAAUUGGAGCGUGCCACACCAGCUGAGCGCCAGCUUGUCUUCAAUGAAAUCCUCCAGGCUGCUUACCAACUCAUGGUGGAUGUGUUUGGAAAUUAUGUCAUUCAGAAGUUCUUUGAAUUUGGCAGCCUUGAACAGAAGCUGGCUUUGGCAGAACGGAUUCGAGGCCAUGUCCUGUCAUUGGCACUACAGAUGUAUGGCUGCCGUGUUAUCCAGAAAGCUCUUGAGUUUAUUCCUUCAGACCAGCAGGUAAUUAAUGAGAUGGUUCGGGAACUAGAUGGCCAUGUCUUGAAGUGUGUGAAAGAUCAGAAUGGCAAUCAUGUUGUUCAGAAAUGCAUUGAAUGUGUACAGCCCCAGUCUUUGCAAUUUAUCAUCGAUGCAUUUAAGGGACAGGUGUUCGCCUUGUCCACACAUCCUUAUGGCUGCCGAGUGAUUCAGAGAAUCCUGGAACACUGUCUCCCUGACCAGACACUCCCUAUUUUAGAGGAGCUUCACCAGCACACAGAACAACUUGUACAGGAUCAAUAUGGAAAUUAUGUAAUCCAACACGUAUUGGAGCACGGUCGUCCAGAGGAUAAAAGCAAAAUUGUAGCAGAAAUCCGAGGCAAUGUACUUGUAUUGAGUCAGCACAAAUUUGCAAGCAAUGUUGUGGAAAAGUGUGUUACUCACGCCUCACGUACGGAGCGCGCUGUGCUCAUCGACGAGGUGUGCACCAUGAACGAUGGUCCCCACAGUGCCUUAUACACCAUGAUGAAGGACCAGUAUGCCAACUACGUGGUCCAGAAGAUGAUUGACGUGGCAGAGCCAGGCCAGCGAAAGAUCGUCAUGCAUAAGAUCCGGCCCCACAUCGCAACUCUUCGUAAGUACACCUAUGGCAAGCACAUUCUGGCCAAGCUGGAGAAGUACUACAUGAAGAACGGCGUUGACUUAGGGCCCAUCUGUGGCCCCCCCAAUGGUAUCAUCUGAGGCAGUGUCACCCGCUCUUCCCUCAUUCCCACUGACCUCACUGGCCCACUAGCAAAUCCAACCAGCAACCAGAAAUGUUGUAGUGUGGAGUCUGAGACAGGCAAAUGGUUGCUCCAGGAUUACUCCCUCCUCCAAAAAAGGAAUCAAAUCCACGAGUGGAAAGCCUUUGUAAAUUUAAUUUUAUUACACAUAACAUGUACUAUUUUUUUUAAUUGACUAAUUGCCCUGCUGUUUUACUGGUGUAUAGGACACUUGUACAUAGGUAACCAGUGUACAUGGGAGGCCACAUAUUUUGUUCACUGUUGUAUCUAUAUUUCACAUGUGGAAACUUUCAGGGUGGUUGGUUUAACAAAAAAAAGCUUAAAAAAAAAAAAAAAAGAAAAGGUUUUUAGCUCAUUUGCCUGGCCGGCAAGUUUUGCAAAUAGCUCUUCCCCACUUCCUCAUUUUAGUAAAAAACAAACAAAAACAAAAAAACCUGAGAUGUUUGAAUUUUAGUUAAAUGACCCCAAACUGGCAUUUAACACUGUUUAUAAAAAAUAUAUAUAUACAUAUACAUAUACAUACAUACAUAUAUAUAUAUAUAUAUAUAUAUAUAUAUAUAUAAAAUGAAAAAGGUUUCAGAGUUGCUAAAGCUUCAGUUUGUGACAUUAAGUUUAUGAAAUUCUAAAAAUUGCCUUUUUUGGAGACGAUAUUAUGCCGAAGAAGGCUGUUUGUGAGGAGGAGACGCGAGCACCCAGAGCGUCUUUUGAGGCUGGGCGGGUGUGAUUGUUUACUGCCUACUGGAUUUUUUUCUAUUAACAUUGAAAGGCAAAAUCUGAUUAUUUAGCAUGAGGAAAAAAAAUCCAACUCUGCUUUUGGUCUUGCUUCUAUAAAUCUAUAGUGUAUACUUGGUGUAGACUUUGCAUAUAUACAAAUUUGUAGUAUUUUCUCGUUUUGAUGUCUAAUCUGUAUCUAUAAUGUACCCUAGUAGUCGAACAUACUUUUGAUUGUACAAUUGUACAUUUGUAUACCUGUAAUGUAAAUGUGGAGAAGUUUGAAUCAACAUAAACACGUUUUUUGGUAAGAAAAGAAAAUUAGCCAGCCCUGUGCAUUCAGUGUAUAUUCUCACCUUUUAUGGGCGUAGCGUAUAGUGUUGUAUAUUGUAAAUUGUAAUUUCAACCAGAAGUAAAUUUUUUUCUUUUGAAGGAAUAAAUGUUCUUUAUACAGCCUAGUUAAUGUUUAAAAAGAAAAAAAUAGCUUGGUUUUAUUUGUCAUCUAGUCUCAAGUAUAGCGAGAUUCUUUCUAAAUGUUAUUCAAGAUUCAGUUCUCACUAGUGUUUUUUUAAUCCUAAAGUAAUGUUUUGAUUUUGUGACAGUCAAAAGGACGUGCAAAAGUCUAGCCCUGCCCGAGCUUUCCUUACAAUCAGAGCCCCCUCACCUUGUAAAGUGUGAAUUGCCCUUCCCUUUUGUACAGAAGAUGAACUGUAUUUUGCAUUUUGUCUACUUGUAAGUGAAUGUAACAUACUGUCAAUUUUCCUUGUUUGAAUAUAGAAUUGUAACACUACACGGUGUACAUUUCCAGAGCCUUGUGUAUAUUUCCAAUGAACUUUUUUGCAAGCACACUUGUAACCAUAUGUGUAUAAUUAACAAACCUGUGUAUGCUUAUGCCUGGGCAACUAUUUUUUGUAACUCUUGUGUAGAUUGUCUCUAAACAAUGUGUGAUCUUUAUUUUGAAAAAUACAGAACUUUGGAAUCUG
Molecule: messenger RNA, 5327 nt
Organism: Callithrix jacchus (white-tufted-ear marmoset)
Lineage: Eukaryota; Metazoa; Chordata; Mammalia; Primates; Cebidae
Gene: PUM1
Product: pumilio RNA binding family member 1
Biological process (GO): miRNA processing; regulation of mRNA stability
Cellular component (GO): cytosol; cytoplasm
Molecular function (GO): mRNA 3'-UTR binding
Source: RefSeq, a predicted model, not a curated record